This is a messenger RNA of Rhipicephalus sanguineus (brown dog tick), 1684 nucleotides long. It is a transcript of the gene Pp4-19C, whose product is annotated as serine/threonine-protein phosphatase 4 catalytic subunit. Gene Ontology annotation, molecular function: protein serine/threonine phosphatase activity. The record is from RefSeq and is a predicted model, not a curated record. Gene Ontology annotation, cellular component: cytoplasm; nucleus. Bases 164 to 1099 code for a protein of 311 amino acids. Gene Ontology annotation, biological process: double-strand break repair via homologous recombination; peptidyl-serine dephosphorylation. Lineage: Eukaryota; Metazoa; Arthropoda; Arachnida; Ixodida; Ixodidae. The transcript has 8 exons.
GAGCCGGCCGAAACCCAUCACGUGUCAUUUUUCUUCCGUCCCUUGUUUCGUGGUGCGUCCCAGGCAGGCGCCGAAGUGGUGCGGCGAUGGUCUAGAAUCGAUAUUUGUGACUUUUUUUUUUCUUCUCUUUCACCCGGCAAACUGACUUCACGCUGUGGACGAAAUGGAUGGAGGCAUGGGCGACUGCAGCGAUCUGGAUCGCCAGAUCGAGCAGCUGCGAAGAUGCGAAAUCAUCAAGGAGUCCGAAGUCAAGUCACUCUGCGCAAAAGCCCGGGAAAUCCUCGUCGAAGAGAGCAACGUCCAGAGGGUGGACUCUCCGGUUACCGUAUGUGGUGACAUCCACGGCCAGUUCUACGAUCUGAAGGAACUGUUCAAAGUGGGCGGAGAUGUUCCCGACACGAACUACCUCUUCAUGGGCGACUUUGUCGACCGGGGCUUCUACAGCGUCGAGACCUUCCUACUACUCCUCGCAUUGCAGGUGCGCUACCCAGACCGCAUCACACUGAUUCGGGGCAACCACGAGAGUCGACAAAUCACACAGGUGUACGGCUUCUACGACGAGUGCCUGCGCAAGUAUGGCUCUAUCACCGUCUGGCGCUACUGCACGGAGAUCUUCGACUACCUUUCCCUGUCUGCUGUCAUAGAUGGCAAGAUCUUCUGCGUUCACGGGGGCCUGUCGCCAUCUAUUCAAACCCUGGACCAGAUUCGCACCAUUGACCGCAAGCAGGAGGUGCCUCAUGAUGGCCCCAUGUGCGAUCUGCUCUGGUCAGACCCUGAAGACACACAGGGCUGGGGAGUGAGCCCGCGAGGUGCGGGCUACCUCUUCGGCAGCGACGUGGUCUCGCAGUUCAAUGCGACCAACCACAUCGACAUGAUCUGCCGCGCCCACCAACUUGUCAUGGAGGGGUACAAGUGGCACUUCAACGAGACCGUCCUCACCGUCUGGUCUGCGCCAAACUACUGCUACAGGUGUGGAAACGUGGCCGCCAUCUUGGAACUGGAUGAGCAUUUACAACGAGACUUUACUAUAUUUGAAGCUGCACCUCAGGAAAGCAGAGGCAUACCAACCAAGAAACCACAGCCCGACUACUUCCUGUGACAGGACUCUCCUGCCUCCACCUUUUCCCCAGCCCCCUUUUUGCACCCAAAUGUUGUACCUCCGUGUCAACUCCCUCUCCCGUUACGAAGACGCCAAGUCUCAUUCACAUCGACAUUUCUUGCAAGACCGACACUUAUUGGACUUCUCAUACCGGUUCCUUCCGAGGUCAUUAAUGCUCUACCAUUAAUGCUCUACCUUUCUUGGCUGAACGCACCCUCGAAGUGAGCCUGCCAGGACGACAACAACAAAAAAGAAAGAUUGUUGCGCCACUUUCACGGCUGGGUCGUGUCAUUCUUUUCAUCGUCAGUGUCUCGAACUGAAAUUACAUUUGUGUGUGGGUUACAGGUGUUCUUUUUCCUUUCUUCUUUUUUUUUCUCUCCUAGCCUUUCUGCAGCUACUAGAGCUCGUAUUUUAUCUUGUUUGGCUGUUUGUUUUAUAAAGACCACAGUGUACAUACUAUAACGGUUUCCGUUUUCUUUCGUUUGGUGUGUAGUGAUCCUCUUCUUCACAUCAGUUGGUAACAAUUUGCGAACCAUACUAGAUCAUUGCAAAGUGAAGCUCUGUUUCAAUAAAUGCAAAGACGUG